Daphnia magna is the source of this 2509-nucleotide messenger RNA. RefSeq lists its product as uncharacterized. The transcript has 2 exons. Lineage: Eukaryota; Metazoa; Arthropoda; Branchiopoda; Diplostraca; Daphniidae. Gene Ontology annotation, cellular component: membrane. Gene Ontology annotation, molecular function: mannosyl-oligosaccharide 1,2-alpha-mannosidase activity; calcium ion binding. The coding region runs from base 159 to 1778 and encodes 539 amino acids. The record is from RefSeq and is a predicted model, not a curated record.
GUUGAACCACUCGCUUUCCAUCCGCUUUUGUGAAAUCAAUCGAAUAUUCUUUCCAGUCGAUUGGCACCACCAUUUUAAAGAGCGGGACACUUGUAGUGCCAAUUAUACCAGCCGAUUUGAGAGUGCGACGUCAUCGACACUGAGGCAACUACAAAGAAAUGUCGAGAAGAAUUACCGGUGGCGAUUUCACUCGCGAAUUGUACUUUGAUCCUAGGGCCGAUCAAUCAGACACAGGCGGCUAUUGGAUUACAGAUGAAGAGCUUCGCGAAAAUUUGUCACAUUUAAUUGACACGGAAGAAAAGAUUGAAAAUGUCACCUAUUACAGCAACCCGCUCUCCAAGUGGCAGCUGACAAACGGAAAGUUUUUUCACGCGUUCAUUGUAAUAAAAACGUUGAAUUGGUGGUGGUCGAUCGAGAAAAACACCGAAUGCAUCACGAUUCAACGCUCCGAGACUAUCGAGAGCGUUUGCGACAUGUAUCAAAGGAAGAAACGGACGACUGGCUGGACUCCGUUGACAAAAAUCACGAAGUAUAAAACAACUGAAGGCGGCAAUACAACAAUCAAAGAUUUCAUCAAUUACAUGUGGAGGAAAGACGUUUUAAACGAAGAUUACCACAUUGUCAGUGCGAAUUGCCAAAAAUUUGCUGCUUUGCUUUUUGACCGAAUCGAAUCACCGCAAAAUCAUCUAGUUUAUUUUGACAAAGCCUCCGAUCAACCGCCAUCCACAGAACGCAAUUGCUACAUGACAGCGGAACAAGUACUCACUGAAGUGCAACGUUUAGGCGUUCCAGAAACUUUGAAAAACUUAGAGUUGUAUCAAUUAACAAAAUUUCGCGUUCCAUGGUUUGUCUGGGAUCCAUUAUUUUUGCUAGGUUUCAGUUUAGUCGCAAUCAGUUACAUUUAUUUAAAAUAUGCGCCAAAUAAUUCGUCUAUAAUCUUUCCCUUCUUUCUUUCUUCUUUCAUCAUUCUCAGCUUCCAGAACAAAAAUAUUUUACUUUUUGUUACAUUUACAUUUGACGCAAUAUUUUACGCCAAAACAGAUAUUGACACUGAUAACAUUAUUUAUUUCGUUAUCUUAAUGUUUUCCUACAUUUAUUUAGUAUACAAAUUUUCAGAAAAGAAUGGCUAUCGAUUAUUUUGGCUAGGUUACAGUUUAGUCGUAAUCAUUUAUAUUAUAGUAAGAUAUGCGUUAAAUAAUUCGUCUUUUAUAAUCUUUUCUUUCUUUCUUCCUGCUUUCGUCAUUCUCGGCUUCCAGAACAAACAAAUUCUAUUUUUUGAUACAUUUACAUUUAGCGCAAUAUUUUACGCCAGAAACGAUAUUGACAUUGAUAACAUUAUUUAUUUCGUUAUCUUAAUGGUUCUCUUCUUUUAUCUGACCAUUACGAAUUCAAAAAAGAAUGGCUAUUCUUUUUAUCCAACUUUCAUGUUGGUGAUUUUUGAAACAAAUGAGGGAACGUACUGGUCAUUCGAACAAGUUCUCUCAUUUUCAAAUAAUCAUGACAUUGGAUAUUUAGUUUCCAUCCAUCGAGCAACGAAUAAAGACAUCCUUUUGAAUAAACACCAACAGACACCACGAAACCCCUUGUUCACUAGUAAACAUUUGAUCAAAGAAGCAAAUGCCGAACGGAGAGAUAUGAUCAAAGUAUUGGAAUUUAUCUGGAAGAAAGAUUACCUGGAUUCCCCGAAUGAUCCAGGCAAUUUCACCUUGGCACUUAGAACCGACUUGGCUCAAAUACUGUACAACAAAUUUAAAGAUGAAUCCAUCGCUCCUGUUUAAUCCAAAUGAAAACCACUGAAUAAGUGCACAGAUUUAUCGUGACAGAAAAACAUCUUUAGCAUUUCGUUGAGAGGAAUAGGUGAUGGGAAACAAGAACAUUUGGAAAAGAAUAAGAAGCUAGGCCCAGAAAGAGACCUCUGUUACCAGUAAUGAGAAAUGCAACAAACUCUAUGAUUCCAGCAUGAAAGACAUUUACGUCACAGCUGAACCUCCAUCAAAGGCUUACCUUCUAGAAACAUGUUCAAUUCUUUCAAUACCUUUUAAAUGGCCUCCGUUUGACUGCAUGUAGAACUUGAUGUUAACAAAUGAAAUAGCAAUAGGCGAAAGACGAUCGGACAGACGACGAUCAACACGUGAACAACCUACCGAAGAUAAGCAGCCCUACUAAAUGAACUUUGAAGUCUGACAUUUCAAAAUGCUGACGUUUAAAGGGGGGACUAGCAAAAGGUCGGCCUUUAUGAAUUUCCUUUUCUCUCCCUUCCCUCUUCUCUAACGCACCUAAUCGAAAACUACCCAAUGUGUCACCUGUUGGCCUCAGGUAAAUUGUCUCGAGUCCUAUAGGGAUGAAGGCCAACAGGCCUCCGCAGACAUGAUACAUCCGUCAUCUCCGUGUUAACACCGGCGGAUUGGAAGUACUUUGACUCGUGUAUGUUUCCAAUUUCCUUGAUUCCCAAUCACAAGACUGAAGAUGUAUUAACUUUGGUAUCAUUUAAAUAUAACAUCAUAUAAUA